Haliotis rubra (blacklip abalone) is the source of this 1949-nucleotide messenger RNA. RefSeq lists its product as uncharacterized. Gene Ontology annotation, biological process: DNA integration; DNA recombination. Lineage: Eukaryota; Metazoa; Mollusca; Gastropoda; Lepetellida; Haliotidae. Gene Ontology annotation, molecular function: DNA binding. The record is from RefSeq and is a predicted model, not a curated record.
ACAUGUGGAGAACUUUUCUCAGCCAGUGGAGCGGAAAAUCGUUCUUCCUUAAUGAAAGAAUAGCUGCUCCUGAUUUUGAACUGUUUACCGAUGCAGCCUUCCCGGUCGGGUUCGGCCUACUUCCAAGGACAGUGGUGUGCUAACAAGUGGCCAACUCAAUUGUUUGACAUUGCAGGAGAUGACAUGUCUAUAGCAUUAUUAGAACUGUACCCCAUCAUAAUGGCAUCAUCUUUAUGGGGUCACCUGUGGACUUCAAGGAGCAUUUGUUUUGUGUGUGACAAUUUGGCCACUGUUACAAUUUUGAACAAGGGCAGAUCAAAAGUCCCAGUGAUUAUGCUGUUUGUAAGGAAGUUAGUGUUGAAUGCAGCUACUUAUAACUUUGUCUUCAAUGCAGUACACCUACCAGGUCGUGACAAUCUUAUAGCUGAUGCACUAUCUCGAUUACAGAUAGAGAAGUUCCAGCAGCUAGCCCCCGAAGCGCAACCAUGCCCGACACCUUGCCUGCCUAUGGACAAAUUGACUAUGCCGCCGACCCAGGGCUAGAUCACCUCUGGGAGCAAGCCCUCUCUCCGCACACAAGAACCGUUUAUAACUCAGGCCUGAGAGCGUUUCUGAUGUUUAUGAGUAUGUCAGGUGUUACGUGGUAUCCUCAAGCAUUACCCUGUAUCAAUGAACAAGUGUUGCUAAACUUUGUGUCACAUUGCCAUUACAAGCUGAAAGUGACUCACUCUACGACAAGAGAGUACCUAAGUGGCGUCAGAUUUCAUAUCUUAAGUCAUGGAGUUAACAAUCCAUGGUGCAACAACACCUUGUUGCGUUUACAGACAAUAAUGAGAUCAUUGAAGAAACUGGCAGGUGUCAGAGCAGCACCACGUCUCCCAGUGACAAUCGUGAUUCUGAAACACAUAGUGAGGACGUUGAAUGGCGGUCUGUUCUCAGCAUAUUUAGACAUCAUGCUGGCAGCUGCUUUCUGUACAGCCUUUUUCGGUUUUCUACGAUGUGGAGAGUUGACCUACCACCAUUUCAACCCAAGCCAAAACCUGUCGAUGGAAGAUGUUGUGUUUGCCAGUGAGAAUUCUAAAUUCCACCUAAAACUAAAGGCUUCAAAACUGACAUAUUCGGAGGAUCCGCUCUUCGUCAUGAGCGAUGGUACUGCUUUUACCAGAACAGUAUUUGUUAGCAGCCUUAAAUCAGUACUUACCGCAGCAGGCUGGAAUGACCGACAGUUCAAUGGUCAUUCCUUCCGCAUUGGGGCGGCCACCUCCGCAGCAGCAGCAAAUGUCCCAGAUCACCUCAUCAAAACGUUGGGGCGGUGGUCCUCAGACUCUUACCUAAGAUACAUCCGUACUUCCGACAGUGCCAUUGGAAAAGCGCAUUAUGCUAUGUGUGGUUUACCUAGUGUCUAGUCAGUUGUUGGUCUUCCCAUUUUUAUGCAUCUUGUACUUUGCCAUCACGGGAGGCACAGGUGGUUCCUUUCUGUUUAUAGUGUACAUCAUGUUGGGGGUAUUCUCAGUUAUAACAAGGUUAUUCCCGAUCAUUGUGGCAGUCAAAUAUCAUAAAGAUCAAGGGGAUAUUUUUCACCCCCCAUCAUUCAGGGUGUCGACCAGCUAAAUGGCAGCUAUAAUGAACUGACAGCACCCCAUGCUGGGGUUAGUAAGACUGAUGCUCAGUCAAAGUAUGUUUCAAACUCAGGUAUGGAUAGUAGUAUGUGCAAUAUAACAUCAGGCUGGAAUUAUCGAGGACUGAUGCUCAGUCUAAGCUUCGGAUCUAGGUUGAUGCUCAACCAUGCUAAAAAUUAGGAGUUCGCACCCAAUGCUUGGGUAAGGUGUUCCAGCACCCCAUGCUGGGGUUAGUAUCAAGCUCGCACCCAAUGCUGGGGUAACGUGUACCAAUUAUAGGUUGAUGCUCAACCACAGCAGUUCAGGUUUAUACCAACAAGUAUUAGCAGG